UCACGUGGGGCAUCAGCUGUUGGGCCCGCUCCACGUGCUGCUCGACAUGUGUUCCCAUAUCCCUGCCUCCCUCCAGGGCAUUUGAACCACAGCUGCCAUCGGAGCCCCCACUGGAAGGAGCAGGCCUUCUCCCUUUGUUCCCAGCUCUGGGGACCUGGGAGGCCUGCACCCACCGUUCCUCCCCAGCCUGUCCCUUCCUCCCCAGCCCAUGGGGACGCUCGUGGCCAAACUGCUCCUGCCCACCCUGAGCAGCCUGGCCCUCCUCCCCGCUGUCAGUGUCGCUGCCAAAAGGCGGUUCCACAUGGAGGCCAUGGUCUACCUCUUCACCAUGUUUUUUGUGGCGCUCUACCAUGCCUGCAACGGGCCCGGCCUGUCCAUUCUCUGCUUCCUGCGCCUCGACGUCCUGGAGUACUUCAGCGUCUACGGGACGGCCCUGAGCAUGUGGGUCUCGCUGAUGGCGCUGGCCGACUUUGACGAGCCCAAGCGGUCAACCUUCGUGAUGCUGGGCGUCCUGACCAUCGCCGUGCGGACCUACCACGACCGCUGGGGCUACGGGGUGUACUCGGGCCCCAUCGGCGCGGCUGUCCUCAUCAUCGCGGCCAAGUGGCUGCAGCAGAUGAAGGAGAAGAGGCGCCUGUACCCCGACAAGAGCGUGUACGCCCAGCAGGUCGGCCCGGGCCUCUGCUUCGGGGCGCUGGCCCUGCUGCUGCGCUUCUUCUUCCAGGAUUGGGAGUACACUUACGUCCACAGCUUCUACCACUGCGCCCUGGCCAUGUCCUUCGUCCUGCUGCUGCCCAAGGUCAACAAGAAGGCUGGGAGCGCAGGGGCCCCCGCCAGGCUGGACUGCUCCACCCUCUGCGGUGCUUGCAUCUGACUGUGUGCCACCCCACAGCUCCAGGCCCCAGCCCUGCCCCGGCCCAGGCCUAGCAAGAGUUCUCCAUCCUUCCUGACCCCGGGAAACACCUCUUCUCAGAGCCUGAGAGGUGCCAGGGAUUUGGGAAGCACCUUGCUGGGUGCUUCUUGAAAACACACUUAUUAAGUUUCUCCUGGGUGCUAGGUGCCCGCUGGAAAGAAAAGAACUUUCUCUCGUGGGCCAAGGUCAGGACCGAAGAGAAGAAGCCUGCAGCCAGCGUCUGUCCUCCCCACUCCCCUUCCCCGCGGCUGUAGCCCGGCUGUAGCUCCGCCUGCCCCGUGGUCCCCAUGCUCCCACACCAUCUCUUUCCUCUUGGAAACUGGUAUCACCUCUCCUGACCUCUGCCCUCAGGCUCUGAGCGGGCCAGGGCCAGCAGGGCUGCUCCGUCCCCGGCCCAGGCCUGCCUGCCCCUUGGCUGUCCAUCCAGCCGGGUCCCUGAAUCAAACCAUUUCCAUUCACU
Molecule: messenger RNA, 1373 nt
Organism: Camelus dromedarius (Arabian camel)
Lineage: Eukaryota; Metazoa; Chordata; Mammalia; Artiodactyla; Camelidae
Gene: MYMK
Product: myomaker, myoblast fusion factor
Exons: 5
Coding region: 209-874 (221 amino acids)
Cellular component (GO): membrane
Source: RefSeq, a predicted model, not a curated record